AUGAUUUCUACUGUUUAUGCUAGUAAGGAGACUAUGAAGAGAAGGUAUCUUUGGGAGUUUUUUCAAGAGGCUUCCAAUAGAGAUAUUCCUUUUAUUGUUAAAGGGGAUUUUAAUUGCAUUUUGGCUCAAGAGGACAAGAAGGGUGGUAGAAGGUUUAAAAACAAUCAAGGCUCUUUGGAUAUGUUGAAGUUUAUGAAUGAGAAUGACUAUCAUGAAGUCGAAUUUGUUGGACCCAGGUACACUUGGUGUUAUAACAAAAGUGGUGGAGAAAGGAUUUUGGAGAGGCUUGAUAGGUGUAUUCUUAACUCCUUGGCCAUCAACAAAAUCCAAAUUACCUUGGUUAGACAUCUUGCUAGAGUUGCUUUGGACCAUUGUCCGAUUGUACUUAAGAUGUUUGAAUUGGUUUGUAAAGGUAGAAGUGGUAUAAAGUUUGAAGAUGCUUGGCUUUCCUUUAAGACUGCUGAGUAUAUUGUAUCCAGUAGGUGGAAGAGACCAUUCUUGGGGGAUGACAUGGAGGUUUUGAAUAAAAAAUGUAAAAGGACUUUGAAAGACUUAUUUUAUUGGAGCAAGGCUAGAUUAAAGAAUUUUUCUUUGGAGAAAGAUAAAUUAAAAGCUGAAAUUCUUGUUUUGCAAGAAGAAGAAUCAAGGCUUCGGUGGUUGAAUGAGGAUAAACUGUGCUUACUUAAAGCUAAAGUGAAAGAACUAAAAGUUGUGCUGAAUUAUCUAAAUACUUGGUGGAGACAGAGAGCUAAAGCAAAGUGGAUUAAGAAUAGUGAUGCAAAUACCAAAUUCUUCCAUUCUUUUGCCAAUUUUAGGAGGAAUGUCAACUGGAUUUCUCAAGUGAAGGAUCCGAACGGGUAG
This is a messenger RNA of Dendrobium catenatum, 861 nucleotides long. RefSeq lists its product as uncharacterized. Bases 1 to 861 code for a protein of 286 amino acids. The transcript has a single exon. The record is from RefSeq and is a predicted model, not a curated record. NCBI's taxonomy places the organism in Eukaryota, Viridiplantae, Streptophyta, Magnoliopsida, Asparagales, Orchidaceae.